CGGAGUCAAUAAGCCACGUCCGCCGCCGCCGCUGUCAACGAGAUUGUGGUGUCUCAGUGAUGGCCUUGCUAGCGCUGACUCACUCAGCCCCUGCCUGACGUGCUGGAAUCUGCCUGUUAAAAACCCGCAACUUGGAAGCUCAACAGUCGGAUCAUGGUGCCAGGUUUCAGAAUUGGCCCGGUUUCCUGAAGCUUCUUUAUGUCUGUUUAAUGGCUCGUUGCGAGAAGACCUUUACUGUAUAAUUACUGUCCGCUUCCCAACGUCGUGGAAUGAUGGAAACCCCGACCCAUGGUCAGGCAGUCCUGUUGGAGAACAUACCGAACGGGAAUACAGACCAGCUUCCCACUGACGCAGCCGGGCCCAGGGCAUCUACCACAGAGCCUGUGAUGAAUGGUGCCUAUGAGAACAGUACUGGUAAACCUCCAAAGAGUGGACCAGCCAUGGACAACAAUCCCAGCAGUAUCUCAGGCAGAGAUGAGGGCAAGAUUGACCAGCAGUGUUCCCGUGUUGGUGUUGGUGGUGAAGGAGACGGUUGUCAGAAUGGAGCGAAGUCUGUAUUAGGCUCCGCGGGGCCCUCUGACAUUGCCCAGGCUGUCUCUCACUCACCAGAACCUCAGCCCCCAGAGAGCAGAGCAGAGCUGGCUUCCCACGACACCUCUCAGUCGUCUCAGGGGCCGAUAUCUAAGCUGUAUGUUCCCAAAUGUGAAGCUUUGCAGUCGCUCAGGCUAAGCCUUCCUUUACAAGAGACGGACAUGUGCGUUGUGGACCCGCCCUUGAGGGAAGAAAACGAAGAACAGAUCCGCCGGCAUGCUCGACGGCGACUUGAGGAGCAGCUGAAACAGUACAGAGUGGAACGUCACCAGGAGAGGUCUAAGCAAUCAACGCCAAAACAUCGUCCCACCAGCACUUUGGACCCAGAGCUGAUGUUCCAUCCGGAAAUCCUGCCACGUGCCAGUACUUUGGCUCUGACUAAGGAAUACUCCUUUAUGAGGACCAGUGUCCCACGAGGGCCCAAGGUGGGGAGCCUGGGAGUCCUCACCACAUCCAGAGCUAUAAAGAAUUCCAAAUCCAGCAAAAUCCGCUCACUGGCAGAUUACAAAACUGAGGUCUCGGAGCCCGGGAGUGGGGCAGGUGGGACAUCCAGUGUGGAGAGCUCAUCAGGAACCCUUCAGCAGAACAGGACUGGCUCCUCCACCUCAGUGAUUUCCCAAAUGGGUUUCACACUGGACAACAAGGACAGAUUGGAGACUCUGUCCAAUGUGGAGGACAGCAGUUCUGAAGUGGACGGCAGCGAGGCAGGGUCGCGGCAGGAUGAUAGCGAAGCUGAAGGUUAUGAGAUCACCUCGGGCCCUCCUGUUUCUCUACUCUCAGUGGACUCCAGGCUGAAGGCCGUGUACACUGUUGAUGGGCGAGAGAUCUCAGCUGAGGCUCUGGGGCAGUUUCCCUCUAUCGGGGAGGUGCUGAAAGCCGCAGCAGAAGAGCAGCAGAGUGAGGACCAGGGGCUGAAUGGGGAGGUCCGCAGCCGCAGAGACAGCAUUUCCAGCAGUGUCUCUGUGGGAAGCUCGUUGCUGGGGACCCACGAUGACGUGAUGCAGAUUCUAAAGGAGAAAAUGCGGCUCGAAGGCCAGUUGGAAUCGCUGACGUCUGAGGCCGAUCAGGCUUUGAAAGAGAAGACAGAAUUGCAGGCCCAAAUAGCAGCUUUGAACGCACAGCUGCAGGCCCAGGAUGAACAGCGAGUGCUGAGUGAGCAGAAACAUGGCUCACUGAAUGUGGAAGUGAGCUCCUUACAGCAAACCUGCAGCGGCCUGGAGCAAACAGUGACUGAGCUGCAGACUCACCUGGAGACUAAGAACGCCAGUGUGAUCGGCCUCAGCAAUGAUCUACAACUGGCUGAGGAGCAGUACCAGAGGCUGAUUGGGAAGGUGGAGGAAAUGCGACGAGCUGUCACUAGCAGAGACAGUACAGUCCAUGAUCUUCGGCUACAAAUGACCACCCUGCAGAGCCAGCUCCAGCAGGCACAGUGGGACCGCACCGCCCUCAGCAGCCAGCUCAAGGCAUCGCAGUCUGAGAUCCUCUCCCUGCAGCAGGUCAGGCUGUGGUACCAGCAGCAGCUGGCAUUGGCGCAAGAGGCACGAGUCCGGCUACAAGGCGAAAUGGCAACCAUGCAGGCUGGUCACAUGACCCAGGCGAGCACGGUGGAGCACCUGAAGAUGGAGAAUGUCUCGCUGUUCCAGCAGCUCACAGAAACCCAGCAGAAAUCCAUCAAAGAGAAGGAGCGCAUCGCUGUCCACCUGCAAAACAUCGAGGUGGACAUGUUGGACCAGGAGAAGGCUUUCCAGCAGAUCCAAGAGGCCAAGGUGAUGGUGGAAGAUGAUCUAACACAAAAGCUUGAAGAAUUUGAAGAAGAGCGAGAGCAUCUUCAGAAGCUCACUCACUCUGCUACAGCAUUGGAGAGGGAGCUGGAGGCGGCCAGGCUAAAUCUGAAACAGCGAGAGCUCCAGCUGGAAGCUUUACAUCAGGAACAGUUGGACCUAAUGAAGCAGCUGACCUUAGCCCAGGAGGCCCUGCACACCAAGAAGCAAGGGCUAAGCGAGUUGCAGGCACGAUACGAUGGGUUGGAAGCGCAGCUGGAAGAGGCCCAGAGUGAUGGCAGUGCCAAAGACGAGUUGAUCCAGAGCUUACAGCAGGAGAAGAUUGUGCUGGAGGUGGCCCUGCACGCAGGGCAGACUGAUCAGGAGGUGCAGCUGAGAGGAGCCCAGUCCCUGGAGGAGGGCACGGCACUGGCCUCCGAGAUGUUGGAGCAGCUUCAGCAGGAGAUCGCUGUGAAGACCAGCCAGGUGAAGAGUAUGCAGCAGGAAAACACGAGCUUUAAGAAACAGUCUCAGAAACUGAAAGAGCAACUUGUUCAGCAGAAGGUGAUGGUGGAGGCCUAUCGACGAGAUGCCACCUCGAAAGAUCAGUUGAUCAGCGAGUUAAAAUCCACCAAGAAGAGGCUGGAAUGCGAGGUGAAGGAGUGCAAACAGGAACUGCUCCAGCUGAAAACAGAGGCCAAGUCAGCGGGGAAUGAGCAGACUCGCCUACACAGGGACCUCUCCCGUGUUCAGCACGACAUGGCUGAAGUCGAAGCUCACCUGGAGCUGGCUCUGAAAGAUCGGGAUGAGCUGGAAACUGAGCUCCAGUCGGUGAAGUUUGACAGAAGCCAGCUCAGCUCGCUGUCCCAGGAGAACGAGACACUGAGGAAGGAGGUGGAGGAGUUGCAGGUGGAAGCUAAAAGAGGCAUCUCAGAGCAAAAGGUCCGGAUGAAGAAGCUGGGCACGGACCUGACCAGCGCCCAGAGAGACAUGAAAGCCAAACACAAGGCCUACGAGAACGCGGUGGGGAUCCUCAGCCGCCGGCUACAGGAAGCCCUGACCAGCAAGGAGUCGGCCGAGGCUGAGCUGAGCAAACUGAGAGCCCAGGUGGCCGAGGGGGGGAACGAGAUUGUUCUGCAGGAACGGAUUCAGGCUUUGCUGUCGGAGCUGCAGGCAGUGUCCCAGAGCAAAGCCUUGCUGGAGAAAGAGCUGCAGGAAGUGAUCUCCCUCACCAGCCAGCAGCUGGAGGACUACAGAGAGAAGGUUCUAGAACUGGAGGACGAGCUUCAGGAGGCCAGAGGAUUCCGGAAGAAGAUCCGCCGUUUGGAGGAAGCUAAUAAAAAGCUGUCUCUGGAGCUGGAGCACGAGCGGGGGAAGCUGUCCGGCCUCAGCCUGUCUCACGCCGCCCUGAAGGAGCACACCAGCAUCCUGGAGACUGCCCUGGCCAAGAGGGAGGCCGACUUAGUGCAGCUGAACCUGCAGGUACAAGCUGUGCUGAAGCGCAAGGAGGAGGAGGACCAGCAGAUGAAGCGCCUGGUUCAUGCCUUACAGUCUGCGUUAGAAAGGGAGAGGGGAAACGUUAAGGAGCUGAAACAGCAGGUAUCAGCAGCCAAAGCCGAGGCUGGUCACAACCGGCGUCACUACCGAGCGGCGGCGCUGGAGCUCAGUGAGGUGAAGAAGGAACUGCAGGGCAAAGAGCAGCUGGUGAGAGCUCUCCAGGCCGAAGCCGACAAACUCCAGAACCAGGAAGGGAAACAUUCUCAGGAGGUGGCGGAAUUCCAGGAAGAACUGGCCGCGACCCGGACCCAGCUUCAGCUCCUGCAGAAACAGCUGGACGAAGAACUUAACAAACAGCCAGCAGCCAACCAGGAGGUGGAAGACUUGAAAUGGGAGGUGGAGCAGAAGGAACGAGAGCUACAAGCCAUAAGGCAACAGUUGUCCUUGACAGAGCAGCGAAGUCAGAAGGAACUGGAGGGUCUACAGGACACUCUGCAGGGGAUCAAGGCUAAUCUGGAGGACCUGCAGGAGGAGUUGACGGUGACUCGUAAAGACAAGUUCCUGCUCCAGACCAAGGUGACAGAGCUGAGAAACGGCAUGAAGACAUUGCUGCAGCAAAACCAGCAGCUAAAGGUGGACCUCAAGCAGACCAGAACCCGCAAGCGGAUGGAGAUAAAAGGUGACAUUGUUUCAUCGACCCCCGUGACGCCGGUUAAGAUCCCUGACUGCCCUGUACCUGCCGCCCUGCUGGAGGAGCUGCUCAGACCACAGGUCGUCAGCAAGGAGCCUCUUAACAACCUUCACACCUGUUUGAAGCAGCUCAGGCAAGAGAUGGAUAGUUUACAACGGCAGAUGGAGGAGCACACGGUCACCGUGCACCAGUCCAUGUCCUCGUGGACACAGAUCGAGGGACAGUUCAUGGAACUGACUGUGGACGGCUCCGCCCUGGGGUUGGAAGAGCAUCCUGGAGCCUCCAGAGAAAACCAGUUCAACAACAAUACAGCAACACCAAAUAGCAACCUAACUGGUGGGAACAGUCAAGAGUGAGUGAGUGAAGAGAUUCUCCAGCAGGGCGAGUAGCACUAUGCUGACCUUGGGCACCAACACUGAUGGGCUGGAAAGUUUCCAAACUGCCAAGGCUUCAACCACCUCCCCCGUGGGUUUGUUAACUAAGUGGUUGAGGUGUUUGCACCACUGUUUGUCAUGGGUUUGACUGCCUUGGCAGCAGGAUUUGUAUAGAGAGAGGAAUGUACAUGAAGACUUCCCUUUGGGAAAAGAGAAGGAAAGAUUGGGGCCAACUUGGUAACAUUUCACUUGGUCUUUUUCCGUUGUCUAAGAGGCACUGAUCAUCCAGGUGGGUGUGGGGGGAAAUGAUAAAUAAUAAUUUGUUGGGGAAUUUCUACCAUAAGUGAACAUUAAUACAGGUGAUUCACUUCGAUUUAGCAGAGGUUUAAACAACAAAAUUAGACCAUAUCACCAUCCUAAUUUAUUUGUGAAAAUAAUAACCUUUUACUUUUUGAAAGUUGCAAAUCUUUAUUAUGAUUGUUUUGUUUCCCUUAUUAUUGAGAUCUAUAUUGAAAAUUGUUUUGUGAUUCGGCACAGACGUGAUAUGUUUCUAUUAGACUUUCUCUGUUUGGCCUUCAGGAGAAGAAGAGACAGUCAUUGACUUGAACUUUCAAGUAUUUCCCGAAAGGUGAUUCCCUUUCAUCAGUAAUGUAGAGUAGUCUUGGUAACAAACACAUCUAAAGUACCUCAAACAGCUUUGACUGCAGUCAGAGUUAGUGCACUACAUUUCCUGCUUUGAUCUUAGAAUCCUCUCUAUUUUACCUGGGGGAGAGCUUGCUCAGUACUUAUCACUCAUUGCUAAGUUUAAUAUUUCAGGGGGGAGUUUCUGUGUUUUUUUUCUUGUUGAUAAUCUACAGCAGAGUGGUCCAACUGACAGCCGGGCCGAUCUCAAACAGCCUGCCCUCCCCACCACCCUCCCCACCUCCCUUGACUCGCAAGCGAAUA
Callorhinchus milii (elephant shark) is the source of this 5858-nucleotide messenger RNA. RefSeq names its product golgin A3 (gene golga3). The record is from RefSeq and is a predicted model, not a curated record. The transcript has 24 exons. Bases 270 to 4895 code for a protein of 1541 amino acids. NCBI's taxonomy places the organism in Eukaryota, Metazoa, Chordata, Chondrichthyes, Chimaeriformes, Callorhinchidae.